Seriola aureovittata is the source of this 8646-nucleotide messenger RNA. Its product is annotated as cAMP-specific 3',5'-cyclic phosphodiesterase 4D-like. Gene Ontology annotation, molecular function: 3',5'-cyclic-AMP phosphodiesterase activity. The transcript is spliced from 16 exons. NCBI's taxonomy places the organism in Eukaryota, Metazoa, Chordata, Actinopteri, Carangiformes, Carangidae. The record is from RefSeq and is a predicted model, not a curated record. Gene Ontology annotation, biological process: signal transduction. The coding region runs from base 824 to 3202 and encodes 792 amino acids. Gene Ontology annotation, cellular component: nucleus; perinuclear region of cytoplasm; cytosol.
GGCGGGAUCCACAUCCCUGUAUCACAUCCAGUCUUCAGUGUUAUAUGGUGCCACUCUCAAAUAAAUUAGGCAGACCAAUCCAUGGAUGGAUUAUUUGUAUGGAUGGACCUGUCCGGCACAGGCCCCGGGACUCAGGACCCAAAUGUCAGGAAACGCAAAAUGACCCCAAACGACUAUGAAAGCCCCUCAAAAUGUCAAGAAUGAGAGACAAAAUAAUACAACUUUCUGUCCGGAGGUCUUGUCUUCUCUACUUCUCUACGCCCAUUUUCUCUCUUACCCAUCACAAUUUCCUGGAGCAGCUAAGUCAUGCCUGCAACUCCCUUGAUCUGUCUGAUAAAAAAAAAACGGAACUCCCUACAUUUGAGAGGCUGAAGAAGCUGAAGUGAAUAUAUAGUAUAAUAUAUAUACUCAAGUAAUACUGUAAUGCCAGAGUACAACGACCUCUAAAUGAAAUGUAUGGUGUUGAUUUUUGUUUAAUGUUGAUGAUUGGCAGUUUGAAAGGACCGCAGUGAGUGAAGAUUGAAAGCGGGGACAGACAGAGAGAGAAAUAAAAGGAGAGAUAAACAGAGCAGAGGAGAGAGAGAGAGAGAGAGAGAGAGAGAGAGAGAGAGAGAGGGAGAGAGAGAGAGAGAGAGGCGCUGAGUGGUUUCAGCACUUCGGCUCGUGGACAGCAGCGCAUCACCAUGCAGCUCUCCGUCCGUUCACUCGCGUGAGCGCACUGUUUCCUCCUCCAACUCGCAGGCAGCCUCUUCUUCGCACUUCUCUCUUUGCUCCUUUCUUAGUCGUUUCAUUUCAAAACAAGAAAAAACAACUAAAGUAGAAAAUGGAGUGCACCACGCUGAGCAGAGAAGGAGCGGGGCUCGCCAAGCCGCCCAAACAUCUGUGGCGACAGCCCAGGACUCACAUACGGAUCAAACAGCGCUUCAACUCGGACACCGAGCGCUACCUGUGCCGGAACCGGACUCUGGAGAAGCUGCGACCCGGGCUGAAGAAACCCCGCAUGUCCUGGCCCUCCUCGCUGAAACGUUUUGAUGUGGAGAAUGGCCUGUCGGUGGGUCGCAGUCCACUGGACUCUCAGACGAGCCCGGGUUCUGGUCUGGUACUUCAGGCCAACUUCCCCCACAGUCAGCGCCGUGAGUCUUUCCUUUACCGCUCUGACUCAGACUUCGACCUUUCGCCCAAAACCAUGUCCCGCAACUCAUCCACUGCCAGCGACCUGGAGGAGGGAUUGAAGCAUUGGGAAGUCAAUUGGCUACCUCGGCAUGGAGAAGACAUGAUAGUGACUCCAUUUGCACAGGUUCUUGCCAGUCUGCGAACAGUGAGAAGUAACUUUGCUGUUCUGACACAUCUGCAAGAUCGUGUGGGAAACAAGCGGCCGUCAAGCAGCAACCAGCCAUCAAUGUGUAAGACAUCUCUCACAGAGGAGCCUUACCAGAAGCUGGCGGUGGAGACACUGGAAGAGCUGGACUGGUGUUUGGACCAGCUGGAGACGCUGCAGACGAGACACUCCGUCAGCGAGAUGGCAUCCAAUAAGUUUAAGAGGAUGCUGAAUCGCGAGCUGACGCAGCUGUCAGAGACAAGCCGCUCAGGGAACCAGGUGUCAGAGUUCAUUGCCAGCACCUUCUUAGAGAAACAACAUGACGUGGAGAUCCUGUCUCCAGCUCCUAAGGAGAAGGAGAAGAAGAAGAGGCCAAUGUCACAGAUCAGCGGUGUGAAAAAGGUCACACAGAGCCCCAGUUUAGCACCCGCCUGCAUCCCUCGCUUCGGAGUCAGCACGCCGCACGAGAGUCUGCUGGCCAAGGAGAUCGAGGACAUUAAUCGUUGGGGUCUGGAUAUUUUCAAGAUAGCAGAAUUUUCCGGGAACCGCCCUCUGACGGUGAUCAUGUACACCGUCUUCCAGGAGAGAGACCUUUUGAAAACCUUUAAGAUCCCAGUUGACACCUUCAUCACCUUCAUGAUGACCUUGGAGGACCACUACCAUGCUGAAGUAGCUUAUCACAACAACAUCCAUGCAGCUGACGUGGUGCAGUCCACCCAUGUCCUCCUGUCCACCCCCGCUUUAGAGGCGGUGUUCACAGACCUGGAGAUCAUGGCCGCUCUCUUCGCUAGUGCCAUCCAUGACGUCGACCACCCAGGAGUCACCAACCAGUUCCUAAUAAACACCAGUUCGGAGUUGGCGUUGAUGUACAACGACGCCUCCGUGCUGGAGAACCACCACCUCGCCGUGGGCUUCAAACUACUCCAAGAAGACAACUGCGACAUCUUCCAGAACCUCAGCAAGAAGCUGAGAGACUCCCUCCGCAAGAUGGUGAUCGACAUGGUGCUGGCCACUGAUAUGUCCAAACACAUGAACUUCUUGGCGGACAUGAAGACAAUGGUGGAAACCAAGAAGGUGACGAGUCUGGGAGUCCUGCUGCUCGACAACUACUCCGACCGCAUUCAGGUACUGCAGAACAUGGUCCACUGCGCCGACCUGAGCAACCCGACCAAACCGCUGGAGCUGUACCGGCAGUGGACUGACCGCAUCAUGGUGGAGUUCUUCACCCAGGGAGACCGAGAGCGGGACAAGGGCAUGGAGAUCAGUCCCAUGUGUGACAAACACAAUGCCUCCAUAGAGAAGAGUCAGGUGGGGUUCAUCGACUACAUUGUCCACCCUCUGUGGGAGACCUGGGCGGACUUGGUGCACCCUGAUGCUCAGGACAUCCUGGACACUCUGGAGGACAACAGGGAGUGGUACCAGAGCAUGAUCCCCCGCAGCCCGUCGCCCUCCAGCCCCGAGGAGCACCACGCCGAGGUGGGGCCAGGAGGAGGAGCUGUGGGAGCAGGAGGAUCUGUCCCCUCAGGAGGGGGAGGGGGAGGAGGAGGAGGAGGUGGAGGGGACAAGUUCCAGUUUGAACUCACGCUGGAGGAAGAGGAGGAGGAUGAGGAGGAGUCUGACCUGGAGAGCCCCUUAGAGGACGAGUCCCAAUCAGGCGGGGAGCGGCACCGGGACUCCUCCUCCCCUUCCCUGUCUCCGGACCCCCGCAGCAGGUACCGCCCCCCCUCGCCUCACCCGUCUCGGACCCUGAGUCUGGCUGCCAUGUCGGUGCGGAGCCCCCUUCCCCACAGGACGCUGGCCUCCCCGAAACGGGAGGGCACCGACAGGGACAGAGAACUGAGCCAGGAGGGCGACGGGGUGGCCUGCCUGCGUAUGGGCACGUAACAACCAGCACAACCUGCCCCGCCUGAGAGACACGAGCGCUAGGUGUAGGGAGAGGGAGGCAGGGCAGGCCUCUACCAAUAAAGUCUGUAAAAUCACCACAGUCCCUUUACACUGGAGACACCCUCUCUGGAGAACAGAGCGACGUUCCCCCUCUGUUUUUUUUCAGCAAAGAAGAAUCGUUUUAGCCUCUCUUUGGGUGCCUGAUAAGCCUUUGUGUCCCAUCCUGCUUUGUUGUAGUUUCAGUUUAGAGUGUCCCAGACAAAGACUGCUGCAAUUUAACUGGGAAGAAGAGCGGAGCAGAGGCGUGACACUCUAACAAGUACAUAAGGUAAAGGAAAUGUCUUCCUCUAAAAUAACUGUCUGUGACAUUCGGACAAGAGCAGCGAUUGAGGAUCGCGGUGGUUCGACAGGGUCUCGGAGAUGAUUUUGCACCAUAGUUUCAGUUUAAUGUAUGAAAUGAUUGAGUCAGUUUGGAAUAAGUGAGUAUGAUUUCUUUGUUUGAGAAUGAUGUGGGCGAUGAAUCAUUUUACCAAAUACAGGAUCUAGGUGAGCAGUGAGAAAAUCGAUGGACCUAAACCUCAGGGUAUGAAGAGAAACUAAAAAUCUAAUGUAGCACAGAUGUAGUGGGUACCCCUGACCUGACCCCUGACCCCAAACUGUCUUUUCUGUUUGAUUUACCUCCAAACUAGAGACUUUAUUUAACCUGUAUGUCUCUACAUUUUAAUUAAAACCCUUUAAUAGAAAAUUUGGAAACUGAAGCAAUCAAAUAAUAAAUAUUUAAACCAGCUUGUAGCACCAGAGAUUAAACACUGAAAAAGACUGUGCCCCGGUCUCACCAGUUGGAAAUACAAAAGACACCACCUGUAUGAUUUGUUUAAGCUUUAUUUUUAUACCUGAGAUGAUUUUAAAUGGUGUCAUUGUUUUAGGUUUUGAUUUUCAGACAGUUCUUUGUUGUACAUUUGCUGGUCUUGUCUGUGUUUAUGUGCUUGAAAAGCAUUUUUUAUCAGGGUGCCUCUGGUCCGCAGUAGCACUUUACCGUCUCUGCUGUUCAGCUCUUCUAUUCAGUCACACAAAGGGCUUCACCCACCGUAGGCCUACCGAUCACACAAACACAGCACAGACAUCUGAAGCCAGGUACCAAUAGGCAGGGUGGGAAAGUAACUGGACUAAUGUCUCAACAGGGGAUUUGACCGGCUCAGAGAACACCAAAACUCACGCCCUUCUGGUGGUCGGCUAACACUGGAAUUAUAAGACUCCAGCUGCGUUUUGAGGAGUUUCAGCUACAGAGAUUUAGAUUCUCUAAAACUGCAGCAUUUGCACCUGACUGUCAUUUAUAACUACAGGUGCGAUAAGCUCAGUCAACUUUAAAACUAAUUCUUCCUUUCUUAGGCAAGUGAAAACCCUGCGCCUCCUGUAGUCCUGCAUCCUGCGAUCACAGCAGCCUUUCUAAACUUACAAAAUCUUUUUCAGAGUCUUGAUUUUAAAAGGCUUCUGUGUUGGUUGAUUUGGUCCCGUUGUUUGCUGUUUGGCCUCGUCUACAAAUUAAUAUUUUGUGGGCAACAUUUUUCAAUCUACAGAUUGGAACUCAGAGACUUUUGAAUUAAUUGUGAAUACCAUGAAUAUUCCGUUUCAGUCUUUAAAGUAAAGCUACUAGUAAUUAAAAUUUUCACUCUCUGACAUUUCAAAUGUCAAACAUCAGCCACAUGUCAAGGCUUGUCUGUUAUUCUGAUAAUACUAAUAGUGGAUCCUACAUUUACCAUAAUGCAACUCAGUAGUGUCUCAGACCCUCCCUGCCUUGUAAAUGCCCAGAUUUUUUUAAAAUCUGUCCCCUGCAGGGUUUCUAUCAUUAAUCAGAAAAUGAAUUAAUCAAAAUCACUAUGACAUCAUCAGGGUUUUUUUUUUUUCAAACGUUAGAAACCUCCUCGUCCCAUUAGACAUUAUACAGCUGUUUUCACAGGCUGUACUCAAAAUAAACUGACCUUCAUGUCUAAAAUAAGUAAAGUGCCCCUUUAAAUAAACUGCCCUCCUUUUUUUACUCAAACCAGUAAGGGUCUUAUAAUCCCAAAAUCAUUGUGGUGUUACUUUCUCACCCUGCCGACAGGGACUGCUGUACAGAUUACGAGGAGCACAGUUUCAGUCGUGAAUGGCCUGUAGUUCAAACUAAACCGAUUGUGUUCCAUCAGGUUAUCAGUCUUAUUUGGUCGUUAGUGCUCGACUGGGAUAACUGUGUGCCAUAAGUGUUGAAAACACACAAACACCUGCCAGCCUACGAUGCUGUACAUUUUUACUCUAGAGAUUUUAACCUGAUGAUUGUAUCAAAGUCAUUGACUUUAUAGUGUUAGUUUUUACGAAUGAUAGAUGUCAACAGUAUUUAAUGCAGACAAUUUAAUAGAUUUUGUGCAACUUAGGAUCAGUCUGUUCAGCCCUUUCCUAAUCAGAUAGCUGACACUUGAAAAUGUGUGUAGUUUCAGGAGUUUUCAUGACUCUUUCUGUACCAAGUAUACGUUCAGUCUAGAGCAGCGUUUGUCACCGUCAUUGAGGUAGAAAGACCAGGAAGUAAACAAACACUACACCGGAUAUGAUGCACUUCCAGGUCAGGCAGUAGUAGAAAACACUAGUCUAACAGUAUUUCAUUAAGUCAGCUAGUAAGCUUUAUUGAUCAGCCUUACAUGUGAUAGGAGAGGUUGGAACCUGGUGUUAAAAGACCAUUUUGCCGUUUUUAACAUGCCGAGCCUCAGAACGUGGUUUGACUCACUGUUCUCUCUUGAGAUGUUUCAAAGGUUCUUUCACAAAAACUGUAAAAAUAAGAAAGCUUCUUAUUGCCAGGCCUUAGAGUUGGUCAUACGGAAUCAGAAUACAUUUAUAAAACUUUGCAUUUCUAAAAUGACAAGAGUUCACUGUUGGUUUUAGCUUAACAACACCCGGGAAUCGUGAUAAAACAUGAAAAUUCACCAAACUCGAGCCAAAAGGGUUUUUUUCAUGACAGCGAUAUUCUGCUUCUGUCCUUUUACACACAUUUAUUCCGUCAUUUCACAGAAUAAAUAUUAUUUGCGAUCAAAGCAGUCACAUGAUAAUCGGAGAAAUUCAGCUAUGUAAAUCGUGUUUAGUUUUCCAUGUGUUCUGACUCCAUACUUUAUUUAGCAACAGUUAACCAUAGAUGCCUUCAUGUGAUGAAAAUGCCAUGUUAGCCUCAGCAGCCACAGAGCAUUUCUUUUGGUUAUUCACAGACUUUACCUCUAGCGCCAUCAACAGGACAACACAUUUAUACUUGCAUACAAGAAACGUCAUGAUCUAGCGGGCAUGUUGCCAUGAAAGGUGCUGAACGCUUUGUGGCCUUUUCUUUAGCAUCACCCUGACAAUGAACCUUACUUCUUUUAUUUAUUUUUUUACCUGCACUGGUAAAGCUCUAAAAAUAGCACAGUUGUCUGUUUUGUAUUUUACAUAAAGCACCUGCAUAUUGUAUUGUGUGAUGAACACUGCAGCCUAGUGGGGUUUUGAACUUUUACUCUGCCCUGUGGUGCUCUAACCAUAACUUUACCAUCAAUAUUCCUGUUUCUUUUUUAAGCCACCAAACAGAGACACCAAAUGUCUCUAAACAUUUGUGUGCAGUGUAAACUUCUAGUCCACCCAUAAUCACUGGAGCUGAGCCAAUAAUUCAGACUUCUUAACACUGGUUAAACAGUUUUCUGUUUUUACAGAGAGAAAACACAUUUCCUCAGGUUAGGUAAAAAUUUGAUAACGUGUUGAUGUUUAAGAAGAUGGAAAAGAGCUCAAACACCAAACAAGUUGAUAUUAAACCUUUGAAAAUAUGUGUAUUACAUUACAGUCUUUUUGAACCAUCUGCUUUAUUUUUCAGAAAGUAAUUUCAUUAUAUGAUUUAUGUUGGAAAAAAAAGUAAACCUAAAUGUAAAAAUCUUGUACAUUUUUAUCUAAACAGAGAUAAUACAGAUAUAACACAGCAGUGAUGUAGUCUGUUGUUAACACCAUUUGUUAACUCCUCUGGAGCACAGGGAGUGAUGCGUUUACUUAUCCAGUUUGUAUGGAAUAAACUAAAGCACAAGCAGUGAUAGCCACUGCGACUGAUCAGAAAAGCAACAUACAACACAAAGACGAGGACAAAUUAAUCACAUAAUGCUCCUAAUAAUAAUGCCUUUAUUUAAAACUCAAAAAGUAUUGAGGCCAAAGGCCUUACAAUGAUGUCAAGUAGAUACAAAAUAAUAAAAAUACAAUCAAUUAAAACAAACACAAUUAAUAAAUAAUAACAAUCAAUUGAAACAGGUACAGACAGAAGUUAAAAGGUUAUUGAUUAAUGACUUUAAAUGAUAAGGUACCACAUUUAUUUUAAAGUGACUUCCAGGUGGAGAGCUCAAAGAAGCCAAAAGCAGUUCUUCCAGGCUCAGUGUGAACUCGAGGGACAUGGAGCUUAAGCCAGUCAUUAGUCCUGGUGUAAUGUGGUCCAGUGGACCAACCUAACAUGGGAGUAAUAUAUGAAGGCAGCUUUCCAAUAAAGACCUUGCAUAUAAACAAAUGUAUGUGCAAAAGUGAGAGAGGACUACCCAAUCGUUUUGUACAGGAUGUAAUGAUGAAUGUUAUAACCAGUCAUCACCAGUAAUGAACCUGAGAGCGGAGUGGUAGACAGCAUCGAGGGGCUGUAGAGCUGUAGCCGAAGCAUGCCUAUACAAGAUGUCACCAUAAUUUAAAACUGAUAAAAAAAAAAAAAAAUUAAAAAAAGGAGGGGGGUGGGGUUCUGCAGUGCAAUGGGAAACAGGAUUUGUUCCCAAAGAUAAAGCCAAUUUUUUGCCUUAAUUUACUCACCAAAAUUGAUAGAUAACUUAUCAAUUUUGAAGCACUUCCGUUUGAUAUGAGCAAAACAUGUGAAUCUUUUUAGGAAAAAUACGUCACAUGUACAAGUUGAGCAUGGCAUUUCCAUCAUGUGGGAUGUUUGAAACACUGAACAUCUUUUUCCGACGCCCUUACAGUUUUACGUCAUGUGAAUGUGGAGUGUGUAGCUCAGUGAUCUGAGGCGUUUCAUCGGCAUGUUAAAUUCAGCACUGUGGCUCUACAGGAAGACAUCAGUGCCAUACAGUGUUAAAUGUGUUGACGAGCAGCCGAGUCUCUGCUCUCGCUCUGUUAUUGUGUUGCGCCGAUACUGCCACCAUUAAUGUUCAUGCCGUCUCGUUUCCUCAGCCUGUGCCGUGCAAACUUCUAUAAAGAUAUUUAUUCUUCAAAACGUUUCUGUCGAGACAAAGUACUGUAACAUAGGACAUUUGAUUUUAUGUUCUGGAGCCUAAAAAUCAAGUAUACUUUACAAGUAUGUAUACAUCUGCCACUCCAAUGUUUUUGUCAAAGAAAAAUAUAUUUUUGUUUCUCAUUUUAAGCCAAAAGAGUCUCGGGAGUUCAGGGUGUUUUAAGUGGAAAAUGCCAAUAAAUUAUAUGGAAAUUUA